Molecule: messenger RNA, 790 nt
Organism: Tachysurus fulvidraco (yellow catfish)
Lineage: Eukaryota; Metazoa; Chordata; Actinopteri; Siluriformes; Bagridae
Product: C-C motif chemokine 3-like
Exons: 3
Coding region: 90-389 (99 amino acids)
Biological process (GO): lymphocyte chemotaxis; G protein-coupled receptor signaling pathway; chemokine-mediated signaling pathway
Cellular component (GO): extracellular region
Molecular function (GO): CCR chemokine receptor binding; chemokine activity
Source: RefSeq, a predicted model, not a curated record
CAGGUGAAACCUGCAUUAAUAUCGUUCGGUUUGCAUCAAGACCAUCAUCCUCAUCCUCAUCAUCCUCAUCAUCAUCAUCAUCAGCAGUCAUGUUCACUCGUUGUCUCCUGCUGUUUCUUCUGGCUCUCUACAGCUUUCAGUUCUCAACAGCUCAGAGUGCAAAUGAGCCAGAUACGUGCUGUUUCAGUUUUCAGACACAGCCAAUUCCUGUAAAAGUCAUUACAGCGUAUGCAGUGACAGACCUUCGGUGUACAAAACCUGGAGUCAUCUUUACUCUACAGGACGGUCGUCGUGUGUGUGCAGAUCCCCAAGUCAAGUGGGUGAAGAACAACAUGAACAAUAUUGAACAGCGCCUUUUUAACAACCCGACCAAACCUACAGAUAAUUAAAUCCUCUCUCCAUUAAUAAGACGUGUUUAUUAUUCUGAUUAUUAUUUUAUUGACAAAUUAUUUUUUGCAUAUAUUUAGACAGAAAGACAGAAUAUAUUUUUGUUUACCUGAAUUAAAUCAUUUUUUAAAAUUCAGUAAUUCAAAUUAUUUUUAAACAUAUUAAAGAACAUUUUAAAUGGAACAUAAUUUUUCUUUCUUUUUUUUUUUUGCUAGAUUUUACAGUCAAUAUCUUGCAUUCUUUCAUAUUAUUUCCUAUGAUUGUUGAGUUCCUGUCUAGAUACUGAAUUGCAUUUGAUUUGCUGAUGCACUGAACUAUAAAUAUACAAAAAAAAAAAAAAAAAAAAAAAAAAAAAACAGUAUGAUGUUCAUUAAUAAAUAAAGCUUUAAUCUUUGUCAAACUG